AUGGAGCAGUCGCCGAUUGCAGCCCGCCGGCACGGCAGCAGAAGCCUGUUCGACCCGAGCCCCUCCAGCUGCGGAGAAGGCGAGGAGCACCAGAGGCUCGCCGCCGCGGACGCGGGUACCGUGCCCUGGCGGAAGUGGGGCCCCUACGUCAGCGAGAGGCAGUGGGGCACCUGCCGCGAGGACUACGGCAGCGACGGGAACUCCUGGGCCUACCUGGGCUUCCAGGAGGCCCACCAGGCGGCCUACAGGUGGGGCGAGGACGGCAUCGCCGGCUUCUGCGACGAGGAGCAGCGGCUGUGCCUCUCGGUGGCCAUGUGGAACGGGAAGGACCCGAUCCUCAAGGAGCGCCUGUUCGGCCUCUCUGGACCACAGGGGAACCACGGAGAGGACGUCAAGGAGAUGUACUACUAUCUGGACGCCACGCCCACGAACAGCUACCUCAAGAUGCUGUACAAGUACCCUCAGAAGGCCUUCCCCUACGACGAGAUACGGCGGAAGUCUGCAACGCUGGGCUGCAACGACCCCGAGUACGAGCUGAUGGACACGGGCAUCUUCGACGACGACAGGUAUUUCGACGUUACGAUCGAGUACGCCCGCGGCGGCAUCGACGACAUCCUGCUGCGGGUCAUUGCGACGAACCGAGGCCCAGACAAUGCAGAGCUGCACGUGGCUCCCCAGGCUUUCUUCAGGAACACGUGGUCAUGGGCCGAAGGCGCUGCGCGCCCCAGCAUGGAGCUGGCGGAGGGCCCCCGGGUUCUCGUCAGGCACGGCACCCUGGGCGAGUACCACCUCUUCGCCGAGGAGGGCGCGGAGGUCAUGUUCUGCGAGAACGAGAGCAACGUGGCCGCGCUGGAGGACGAGGGCGGCGCCCUGCGGCCCUUCGACCUCGCCGCGGCGGGCGACGCGCCCGAGGCGUUUGCGCCGCCGGCGCGCGGGGAGGGCGCCGCGACCCCGGGCGCGGCCGGGGCUUGCGAGGAGGCUGCCGCUGCCGAGGCUGCCGCGCCCGCCGCGCAGGAGAGGAGGAGGCUGUACCAGGCCAGCGGCAUCAUCGGCCCAGGCCCGUACAAGGACGCUUUCCACCAGCGCAUCGUGCUGGGCGACGAGGGCGCCGUCUCCAGGCGGCAGGGCACCAAGGCCGGCUUCUACACGCGGCUCAACGUGCCGGCGGGUGGCUCGAAGACGGUGCGCCUGAGACUCAGCAGGGACAAGCUGAAGGAGAUGCAAUGGUUGACUUCGACUCCACGUUCGCGACUCGCAUAG
This is a messenger RNA of Prorocentrum cordatum, 1260 nucleotides long. Lineage: Eukaryota; Dinophyceae; Prorocentrales; Prorocentraceae. The record is from the annotation of a GenBank genome assembly.